GUUUCAGAUGAUUACCAUUUGUCUAUUCUUUUAAAUUGUCGCUAAUGGUUGCCAUCAACCUGAAAACAUCUCAUUGAAAGCGCGGUAUUAGAUAGAGAAAUUAAGUUUGAGAAGAAAUAAAACUCUCAAAGCUACGAGAUGAAUUUGCUCACAACAUCCGUAAUUUGCUUAUUAUUGUUCUGUAGUCUGCCGGUCUUUAUAUUAGCAAAUAUGUCAGGGAAAAUGAUGUCCUCAAAACCAAAUCCGUUUGGGGAUUUAGAGUACUUCAACAAAACGGACGCUAAAGACAUCACAUGGGCUCACGCUGUGAAUAGUAAAGACAAGCUUAAUAAAUUCAUGAAGACCGAUAUCUUAAUGUUUGAGGCUGAUGUAUUGAUGAGGUACAAUAGAAAUGAUACCGAACCCAUUAUGGCGCACCCACCAGAUAAUGACAGCGACUUAACUUUGAACACAUUUCUCAUGUCUCUUAAACCGACAAGGAAAGGAAUUAAACUUGACUUCAAAGCUAUAAUGGCAGUAGAACCAGCAAUGCGCAUUUUAAAACAAGCGUACAGCUCAACUGACAAACCAUUGUGGCUAAACGCAGACAUUCUAGUUGGACCUGGAUCUAACUCACAAUCCAAUCCCCCCGUGGAUGCCACGGAUUUUAUCACGACAUGUACCGGUACGUACCCAAAUGCCACCUUAUCUCUGGGCUGGACAACGGAAUGGCAUAAAGGUAUUACAAACAAAGGUUACACUCGGGCUAUGGUGCAAGAGAUGGAAACCAUUUGUCGUAAUACAACGCAAAUCAUCACGUUCCCUAUUCGUGCGAUAUAUGUCCGACAAUCCUGGGAACCACUUAAGUGGUUACUAGACACCAGUUCCCGAUACACGCUCACGAUUUGGUCCUCUGUCAACGAUGAUGUUAAAGUUGAAGACUUGGUCUGGUUAACAAAACAGAUUGAUAAACGACGGCUUUAUCUGGAUUUGCCACCAGAAUUAGACGAUGCCUUUCGUAAGGCAUUGGAAAGCGACGAAAGCAAAGGAACAAGUAUCAGUACUUUAAGUUUUACAGCGUGUUUAAUGUUUUCCUCUUUCGUUUCAUUCAUACUAAAAUUCCAAUUCUAAUUUAUACAAUCA
Molecule: messenger RNA, 1122 nt
Organism: Dendronephthya gigantea
Lineage: Eukaryota; Metazoa; Cnidaria; Anthozoa; Malacalcyonacea; Nephtheidae
Product: protein FAM151B-like
Exons: 2
Coding region: 139-1110 (323 amino acids)
Source: RefSeq, a predicted model, not a curated record